AUGGACAAGCCACCAUCCGCGUACGGUCGGUACUUGAUCACCCAAGCAGACGGGAAGUGCUGGAAGUUACCGUUGUACUCUCUCAUGGCGCCGUUGUCAAGCUGGUGGGUUGGACCCUCCGCCUUCGAUGGGGCGGGGCAACCGUACCCCAAGUUGCCAGAGGGUAUGACGGUACUAGCACGAUCUCCCGACGAUUUGAUGGAGUUGGUCACUCUCAUGAACGGCCCUGCUGCAGAUGGAACCUACCAGGUUCACAGUCCGGCUUGGGACAAGAUUUACCACCUGAGCGGAAAGAUCCUCGCAGUGUCCCUCGAAACCCGGUUACACCUGCACCAGAUGGACGCGAUGAAGCAAGACAUAUACUCGUUCAAAGCCCAAGUGGGGGGACAAGACGCUUCCAUUAGUGACCUCAGGAGGAAAGAGAUGACCACGGCCGCCGCCUUCACGAAGCAGAAGUCCGAAUGCGAGAGGGCCAAAGAGCUCGUCAGUAAGAUGCAAACCCAAGUGCGUGAAAAAGGCGCUUACAUCAGUGAGCUCAAGAGGAAAGAGAUGACCACGGCCGCCGCCCUCAUGAAAAAGAAAUCUGAAUGUGAAAGGGCCGAAGAGCGCAUCAGCAAGAUUGUCCAGGGUGAGAGGCUCAUGCUCAGCUCAGCCGGCGAGCAUGACUACGGCUCCAACCUUCCAUCACCGGCUGACCUUGUCCAGCGAAUCGCGAGCAUCCAAGAUCAGCUCUUCGUGGACUGGGUCGCGGAAGCCCUGGGAGAUCCCUGCAACACCUGGUUGGUAGCCUACGAGGAUAUCGUCAAAGCCCUUCUCUUGACGUUCUUGGAGUGCGAAGUUCAGCGGUCAGCCCCACUGAAGUUCUCGGAGAAGUUUGGAAGCAGGGAGGCUUGGAACCCUAGCGAGCACCACAAGGAUACAUUCGACCCGUCGUAUGAAGGAGACAAACUCGUGGAGGGGAACACCCAGGUGCAGGUGGUCAUCCCUCGCCUUUUCUGGGAGAAGAAGAUGGCUGACGAUGACAGUAUUUCAAGGUAUUUUGAAACCCAGGCUUCCUUUGUCGUUCCCAGUGCGUGA
Ectocarpus siliculosus is the source of this 1077-nucleotide messenger RNA. The record is from the annotation of a GenBank genome assembly. Lineage: Eukaryota; Phaeophyceae; Ectocarpales; Ectocarpaceae.